GCGCAUUUACUGAGGGUUUUAUUUGUGGCAGGAUAAACGGUUUGUUUUGUUGCUUCUAAUAAUUUAUUUUCUGGAAUUCUGUAAAGAUGUCUUCACUUAUUCGAACACUGAGACACCCAUGUUUGAAACGUCAUUUAUUUUUAAAAAGACAUUCUGGUGAACGACAUUUAUCAAUUUCAUCUUUGUUGAAUGGCAAACACAUGAACAUUGACUAUCAAGAUGAUGUAGCUGUUGUAAGAUUGGACAAAGCAGAUGCAAAAAUGAACACACUAAGCACUGAAGUAAUGACUGAGUUUCAAGAUAUUUUCAAUGAAAUUCAAAGAAACAAAUCUGUGAAAGCAGCCGUGCUAAUAUCUGCCAAGCCUGGAAACUUUGUAGCUGGUGCUGAUAUAGAUAUGCUUAAAAAUGCUGGAAGCGCUGAAGAGACGACAGCUCUUGCAAAGAACGGACAACGACUUUUCCAUGAACUUGAAAACAGCAAGAAACCAUUUGUUGCUGCAAUCAAUGGUGUAGCAUUGGGAGGAGGACUUGAGCUAACACUGGCUUGCCAAUAUAGAAUCGCAACUACUGACAAAUCCACCAACCUUGGAGUGCCUGAAGUUAUGCUUGGGUUGUUACCAGGUGCUGGAGGAACACAGAGACUUCCACAGUUAGUAGGAGUUGCAUCAGCAUUAGAUAUGGCACUUACAGGGAAGAACAUUAAAGCUAAGAAAGCAAAAAGGAUGGGCCUCGUUCAUCAACUUGUAGAACCGCUGGGUCCUGGAUUGGUUGAUGCACAAACAGGGACCAUGCAAUACCUGGAGAGGAUUGCUGUUGAUACAGCACGUGGCCUCGCUAAUGGAAGUGUGAAAAUACCACCAAUCAAACAUUCUCAACAAGACAGAAUAAUUGCUUACCUUCUAAAGUUCGGAUUCUUCGAAAAUUAUUUCUUCAAUAAAAUGAUCAAAGGAAAAGUAAUGAAACAAACCAAAGGUUUAUUCCCUGCACCUCUGCUUAUUGCUGAUGUUAUAAGGGAAGGGGUAAUAAACGGACAUGACAAAGGAUAUGAAGCAGAAGCUGCCGGAUUUGGAAAGUUGUCGCAAACAAAUGAAUCUAAAGCCCUUAUUGGGUUGUAUGAUGGACAGACUCACUGUAAGAAGAAUCGAUUUGGGAAGCCAGCUAAACCUGCUCAGAACAUAGCAGUACUUGGUGCUGGCUUAAUGGGUGCAGGCAUAGCACAAGUAAGCAUGGAUAAAGGUUACAAUGUUACGCUGAAAGAUUCCUUCAGUUCUGGGUUGGCUAAGGGUCAGGAACAAAUCUAUAAAGGUUAUAAUUUGUCUGCGAAGAAGAAGAAAAUAACAACUUUCGAACGUGACCAAAUUGUUGCGAAACUUGACGCAACUCUUUCUUAUGAUUCACUCAAGACAUCAGACAUGGUGAUCGAGGCCGUGUUCGAAGAUAUCAACAUUAAACAUAAAGUUAUCAAAGAAACUGAAGCUGUGAUACCCGAACAUUGUAUAUUUGCAUCAAACACUUCAGCUCUCCCAAUAUCGGAUAUUGCCAAGGCAAGCAAGAGGCCAGAAAAGGUAAUAGGAAUGCAUUACUUUUCACCAGUGGAUAAAAUGCAGCUGUUAGAAAUCAUUACAACGGACACAACAUCUAAAGAUACGGUCGCUUCUGCUGUACAAGUUGGUUUAAAGCAAGGGAAACUUGUCAUAGUUGUUAAGGAUGGUCCCGGGUUCUACACGACUCGUCUCCUCGCUCCCACUCUCUCCGAAGUAAUCCGGAUGUUGCAGGAAGGUGUUGGUCCUCAGAAGAUUGAUAAACUCGCAACAUCAUUCGGAUUUCCUGUCGGAAUCGCGACUCUGCUUGAUGAGGUUGGUAUAGACGUUGCUGUCCACGUGUCUGAAUACCUGGGGGGUGUGUUUGGUGAUCGGUUUGCAGGGGGUAAUGUACAAGUGCUCAAGAACCUUGUUGACAGUGGUUGUGCAGGUCGCAAGACAGGAAAAGGCGUUUAUGUUUAUUCUGAUGCGAAAGCAAAGACGCGACCAGUUAACGACACGGCUACCAAGAUAUUGAAGGAAUUUGCCAUGGAACCAGUUGAUGCAGUUUCAAGCGACAGCGAUAUCCAACUCCGAUUAAUAUCGCGGUUUGUAAACGAGGCAGUGAUGUGCUUGCAGGAAGGUAUCUUGGAUAACCCUCUUGAAGGAGACAUAGGAGCAGUGUUUGGCCUUGGAUUCCCACCACACUUAGGAGGUCCCUUCCGCUACGUUGACCUGCAUGGUGCUGCGCCACUAGUUGAACAUAUGCGUCGAUUCGAGGCUGCAUACGGACCAGCAUUCACCCCAUGCUCACUGCUGCUAGAACAUGCAAAAGAUUCCAGCAAGAAAUUCCACUUGUCCUAGACGAUGUUUUACCCGCUGCAUUAUAAAUAUAUAGGUACCCAGCGUGCUAUUUUUCGAAACGUAAUUUUGCCAACCGGUACCGUGCUACGGUCGUGUUUUAGUGUAAUUCAAGUUUCCAAAGAAUCUAUUAUUGAUAUUUAUGUUGAAGUUCAACUAUGACGUUUAAAUGCAACCGCUCCAAAGUUUCUGUUGAUUUGCGUUGUUAAUAAAUUAGUAAAGUUUGA
Ciona intestinalis (vase tunicate) is the source of this 2608-nucleotide messenger RNA. The record is from RefSeq and is a predicted model, not a curated record. Lineage: Eukaryota; Metazoa; Chordata; Ascidiacea; Phlebobranchia; Cionidae.